Messenger RNA from Helianthus annuus (common sunflower), 4555 nucleotides. RefSeq names its product DNA-directed RNA polymerase III subunit 1. Lineage: Eukaryota; Viridiplantae; Streptophyta; Magnoliopsida; Asterales; Asteraceae. Bases 72 to 4271 code for a protein of 1399 amino acids. Gene Ontology annotation, biological process: DNA-templated transcription. The record is from RefSeq and is a predicted model, not a curated record. The transcript is spliced from 25 exons. Gene Ontology annotation, molecular function: DNA binding; DNA-directed RNA polymerase activity.
UUAAACCCUAGACCACCCCACCCCCACCCCCACCCCAGCCCCAUCUCGCUCAAACUCGAACCACCGAUACGAUGAACAGAGGUAUGAUACAAGACACUGCGAUCUCAUUCACGAAGCAACCUUACAUCGAAGAUGUUGGACCUCGAAGAAUUAAGAGUAUUAAAUUCUCAUUGUUUUCUGAUGCGGAUGUGCUCAAAAUGGGGGAAGUUCAAGUGUCUCGUUCGCAGUGUUAUGGUUUUGAAGAUAGUAAAGGCACCGUUGCCAAUGGAUUGUUGGAUCCGCAUAUGGGUCCUCCAAACAAGUUCGGCACAUGCGAGACGUGCCAUGGUAGCUUUCAAGAUUGCCCUGGUCACUUUGGUUACAUAAAACUUGCGUUGCCAGUAUUUAAUGUCGGUUAUUUACCUCAUAUUGUGGAAAUUUUGAAGUGCAUAUGCAAGUUUUGUUCCCGAAUAUUGUUGUCUGAGGAAGAACGCGUAGACUACUUAAAGAAGAUGAGAGGUCCAAAUAUGGAUCAUCUGAAGAAGAAUAGUAUUUAUAAAAUGGUAGUUAAAAGGUGCACUGCUAUGGCAAGUAGUAAGAAAGCGGUAACAUGCUCCAGAUGUGGUUAUAUAAAUGGUAUAAUUAAAAAAGCUGUUGGAACAGUGGGAGUUAUACAUGAUCGUAGCAAGCUUCAAGAUAAUACCUCAAAGGAAUCCGAUGAUGCUAUUUCUAACAUGAAGGAGAUGAAGAUACCUGCUAGUUUAUCCUUUAUGUUAAACCCUGACAAAGUUCUUAAACUUUUUAAGAAGAUGCUGGAUGUGGAUUGUGAUUUGCUUUAUCUUGCUGAUAGACCCGAGAAACUCAUUAUAUCAACCAUUCCCGUUCCUCCCAUACCUAUUCGUCCAUCUGUCAAACUUGAUGCAACAAGCAAUGAGAAUGACGUUACCCUGAAAUUGGGAGAAAUUAUAAGAAUCAAUGCUUCUGUUAAUAGCUUGUUAACCGACACAGGCGCUUCUAACCAAAAAAACCUGGUUUGUUGGGAGCAUCUGCAAUAUACAGUUGCACAAUAUAUAAACAGCGAUGUUCGUUUACCACCAUCGUUUACUCUUAAUCAAAACUCCAAACCAAUGGCUGGUCUUAUUCAACGUAUGAAGGGAAAACAAGGACGUUUUCGUGGGAAUUUGUCUGGGAAACGUGUUGAGUAUACCGGUAGAACUGUUAUUUCUCCCGACCCAAAUUUAAAGAUUACAGAGGUGGCGAUUCCUAUCUUAAUGGCUCGGAUUUUGACGUACCCUGAGCGUGUUUCACAUCACAAUAUAGAGAGACUGAGACAAGCUGUGCGUAAUGGUACUUCUAAAUACCCUGGCGCAAAGCAUAUCAGAAAGCCAGAUGGUACCAUGAUGUCUUUGAGUAUCAAUGCGAGAAAACGUUUGGCUGACGAGUUGAAAUUUGGUGACGUGGUUGAUCGUCAUUUAAUAGACGGUGACGUUGUCCUCUUCAACAGGCAGCCCAGUUUGCAUCGUAUGUCAAUCAUGAGUCACAGAGCUAGAAUUAUGCCUUGGAGGACAUUGAGGUUCAAUGAAUCUGUUUGUAAUCCGUACAAUGCUGACUUUGAUGGUGAUGAGAUGAAUAUGCAUGUUCCACAAACUGAAGAGGCCCGAACAGAGGCUCUAAUGCUAAUGGGGGUGCAAAACAAUUUAUGCACACCAAAAAAUGGGGAGAUUUUGGUUGCAUCCACUCAAGAUUUUUUAACAUCCUCAUUUCUUAUAACAAGAAAAGACACGUUUUAUGACCGUGCUUCAUUUUCACUCAUGUGUUGUUAUAUGGGUGAUGCAAUGGAUAUACUUGAUUUGCCAACUCCUGCUAUUAUUAAGCCAAUAGAGCUUUGGACUGGUAAACAGUUAUUUAGUGUCCUGUUGCGACCACAUGCAGAUAUGAAAGUUUAUCUGAAUCUGACUCUUACGGAAAAGAGUUACACGAAAGCGAGUGGAAAAAGGGUGAAGCCGUAUGAGACAAUGUGCCCCAAUGAUGGAUACGUCUGCAUCUACAACAGUGAACUUAUAAGUGGCCAGCUUGGAAAGGCUACUUUAGGGAAUGGAAACAAAGAUGGACUUUACUCGGUUCUUCUUAGGGACUACAAUUCACAUGCUGCAGCUGCUUGUAUGAACCGCUUAGCAAAACUAAGUGCUCGGUGGAUAGGAAAUCAUGGAUUCUCAAUUGGAAUUGAUGAUGUUCAACCUGGCGAUAAUUUGAAUGACAAUACAAUCAGGAUUAUUUCCGAAGGGAACAAAAAAUGUGACAACUUCAUUCUCGAUUUUAAUAACGGGAAGCUCAAACUGCAACCUGGUUGUAAUGCUGCUCAGACCCUUGAAGCGGAGAUAACAGGUGUCCUAAAUAAAAUCAGAGAUGAAACCGGAAAGGUUUGUAUGGAAAAACUACAUUGGAGGAACAGCCCGUUAAUUAUGUCUCAGUGUGGGUCGAAAGGAUCUCCUAUCAAUAUUAGUCAAAUGAUUGCAUGUGUUGGUCAACAAUCAGUUGGAGGUCAACGUGCUCCAAAUGGAUUUAUGGACCGAAGUCUUCCACAUUUUCCUAGACAGUCAAAGACACCCGCUGCGAAAGGGUUUGUAGCAAACUCUUUUUAUAGCGGUUUAACCGCUACUGAGUUUUUCUUCCACACAAUGGGAGGACGAGAAGGUCUUGUGGAUACUGCAGUUAAGACGGCUGACACUGGUUAUAUGUCCCGGAAACUGAUAAAGGGAUUGGAGGACUUAUCUGUUUACUAUGACAAUACAGUAAGGGAUUCCAGUGCAUGUAUUGUUCAAUUUACAUAUGGUGGGGAUGGGCGGGACCCGUCUCAGAUGGAAGGAAAGGCAGGAUUUCCUCUUAAUUUUGAUCGGUUAUUGAUGAAAGCCAAGGCUACAUGUCCUGCUGGGCAACAUAGAGGUCUUUCUUCUUCAGAGAUUCGGGAAGCAGUUGACGAACGUCUUUCUAUGCAUGAUAUGACUCCCGAAGGGGGAUGCUCUGAGGACUUCCGGAAGAAAUUGAAACAGUUUAUUGACAAAUACGCUGCAACAUUAGAAAUCACUAAACGAGCUCUUCUACCGCAUGAUGGACAACUAGACGAUGAACAAUCUUCAAUCAUAGAAAAGGUUUCUCAAAGCAUAUGUGGCAUCACUUCUCAGCAGCUGCAGGUAUUCUUAGAUACAUGCAUCUUUCGUUACCAUCAAAAAAAGAUUGAUGCCGGAACAAAUAUCGGUGCAAUUGGUGCUCAAAGUAUUGGAGAACCAGGAACACAAAUGACGUUAAAAACCUUUCAUUUUGCUGGAGUUGCAAGCAUGAAUGUCACUCUCGGGGUUCCUCGUAUUAAGGAGAUCUUAAAUGCAGCCAAGAAAAUCAGCACGCCUGUCAUCACUGCAAAACUCAGAACUAAUGAUAACAUAUCGUAUGCUAAGCUGGUCAAAGGUCAAAUGGAGAGAACUCUUUUGGGGCAGGUUGCAAAGAGUAUAAAGCUUGUACUGGGAUUAAGAUCUGCUUCUAUUGUUAUUACCCUUGACAAGUCAACAAUUCAAGCCCUACAACUUUCCGUAGACGCACAUACUGUGAAAGAAUCAAUACUAAAGACUCCCAAAAUCAAACUGAAAGAACAUCAUAUCAAGGUUUUGGAUGCUAGGAAACUUGAAAUUAAUCCUCCAUCUGAUAGGGAAAAACUUUAUUUUGAUCUUCAUGGGCUCAGAAAUAGGCUUCCAACAGUCGUUGUGAAGGGCAUUGGUACCAUUGAACGUGCUGUGAUAAACAAGAAAAAGGAGCAGGACAAGUUUAACUUGCUUGUAGAAGGAACGGGCCUUCAGGCAGUUAUGGGCAUGGAAGGAAUAAAUGGACAUGAAACGACAAGUAAUCAUAUUCUGGAGGUACAAAGUACACUUGGCAUUGAAGCUGCAAGAAGGUCAAUUAUUAAAGAGAUCCAAUACACUAUGGAAAGCCACGGAAUGAGUAUAGAUAUUCGACAUAUGAUGCUUUUAGCUGAUGUCAUGACGUAUAAGGGGGAAGUUUUGGGGAUCACGAGAUUUGGGAUUCAAAAAAUGAAAGAAAGCGUGUUGAUGUUGGCGUCAUUUGAGAAAACAUCCGACCAUCUUUUUAAUGCUUCUGUGAAUGGUAGAGUAGACAAAAUAGAAGGUGUUAGUGAAUGUAUUAUCAUGGGCAUACCGAUGCAGACGGGCACAGGAAUUAUCGGAGUUAAACAAAGGGUUCCUCAGCUUCAGCUAUGCAAGGGAUCAGAUGUGAUCAUAUCAUAAGUUGCAAGCGACCAUCAGAAAUGUCGUCAUUUAUAUCAAAAAGAUGGUUGGUUCUAACUCGAGUUAUAUAUAAACAGUUUGGUACCAUAAAGAGUUGCAUCAAAAGGCAGCGAUCAGAGAAGUUGUAACUUUUGAGAAUUUAUACUGUUUUUACGUUUAUAAAUAUAUUAAUAAUUUCCUCAAGUAACAAACUUAUUUUUUUGUCGAGGCUUCAUAUGAUUGUCAAGACACAUGUUUAUAGAAUCUGGUUCUUUAUAUAAUGUAUGUAUACUGUUGCAACCCAA